Molecule: messenger RNA, 1984 nt
Organism: Bursaphelenchus xylophilus (pine wood nematode)
Lineage: Eukaryota; Metazoa; Nematoda; Chromadorea; Rhabditida; Aphelenchoididae
Source: the annotation of a GenBank genome assembly
AUGGAGCUGGGGCUGGACCCGGCUAACCAAAGAAACCAGCGCAGCUGCUCCUUCGAUGCGUCCAUCGUUAAUGAGUCGUAUUAUCAUGGUAAGUGAGGCCGGGGUUGUAUUGUAGUAGGCAGACAUGGUCGAUUUUGGGCUGAAGAUGAAGAGCAAUGUGGGUUUUGAGAUGUGGGUUUGCAUCUGCAGUGGGUUUUGAGAUCCUAUGGGGAGUGUUUAGACAGCAAGCCGCCUUCCGUCGCGAGCAUAUUCGAUAGUUAUAUUGCGGUAUGUAGAGAUGGUCGAUUUUCGAGUUUUUUUGGGUUGAAGAUGGAGGUGCUGCUAGAUUAGCUUUUGUAGGAGCGUCCCUGAUUCUCUAUUUUGGCCGUAUCAACCGUUAUUUUCAGGGCUCUUACCUCGCGAGGACAUCAGACUUAUGUUACACUCAAACGGGGACUUCUUGAUUCGAACCACCGAACCCAAUUCCGAAGAAGGUAAACGCUCGUACGUCCUGUCCAUUAUGGUUUAUCAAGAGAAGGAAGAAAAUGGUGUAAGUUUUUGGAAAUCCGAGAACUUUUAUAUUAUAUUACCCAGCAUUGGUCAUCAUUUUUUCCAGAUCAAGCACUAUGUAAUUCACCGGCACGGAACAAAGUGGGUCAUCGAGAAGUACGGGUUCGAUAGCAUCAAAGCGAUGGUCGACCAUCACCGGAGCAAGAACGAGUCCAUCUCCAAGAACGAGCUGGUUCUGUUGAAGCACCCGAUCCCGAGACAGCCCUGGGAAUUGAGUCACGAUGACAUUGUUUGUACCAAGAAGUUGGGGGAAGGCGCGUUCGGCGAGGUCUACAAAGGAACGUUGAAGCUGAAGGGCGGCGCGCAUGCGAAUGUGGCCAUCAAAUUGGCCAAGCUGGAAAACCUGACCAAGGAACAGAUCAAGGAGGUCAUGGGAGAGGUAAAGAAUGAAAAUAUUUUUUGUAAAACCAUUUCUCAUAACCGAAUACGGUCUGAAAUUUCAUAAUUUCCAUUUUAAACUACUCUGUCGACAUUUUGUCACGCCAUUUUUUCAGGCGCGGCUCAUGCGAAGGUUUGAUCAUCCGAAUGUCGUCAAGUUUUAUGGAGUCGCCGCAGGUCAAGAGCCGCUGAUGGUGCUGAUGGAACUGGUCGAUUAUGGAGCGUUGGACUCGUUCCUGAAGAAGAUGGAGCAACCUCCGGCCAAGAAGACGGUUAUGUGUGUUCAAGCCGCUUGGGGCAUCGAAUACCUGCAUCUGAAGAACGUGAUCCAUCGCGAUAUUGCGGCCAGAAAUUGUUUGUAUGGAGGUGGACAGGUCAAGAUUAGCGACUUUGGACUGAGUGUCGAGGGAACGGUGUAUCAAAUGGAUCCCCAAAAAAGAGUGCCGGUUAGAUGGUAGGUGUAUAAUAUGGGAAAAUUUUGGGGGAAAUUUUUUGGAAGUGAUAUGGAAAAUAAACAGGAGUGUGUGGAGGGAAUGUUAGAUUGAUUGGGAAGUAAUUUACAACCUUCAGGUUGGCUCCGGAGACCCUGCGGACCUUCAUUUACACCCAGAAAACUGAUGUCUGGGCCUUUGGAAUCUUGUGUUGGGAGAUCUUCUCCAAUGGCCAAGAACCCUAUCCCGGUCUGAGUCCUGGAGAGACUUUUGUUAAGGUAAGUUUGCAACAUAUUGUAGUCUACUUUUUUAAUUAUUUUAUCAGCCUUAUGUAAUGUUUUUUUCAGGUCAAAGAAGGCUACCGCAUGCCGAUGCCCGCUUGCGCUCCAGCCGAACUGGCCGACCUCGUCGUGAACAAGACGUGGUCCGAGAGUCCGAACGAUCGGCUGUCCAUGAAAGAGCUGGCGCACAAGCUGGAGCUGUUCGCCAAAAUCAGACGCCCUCAGGCUCCUUCACAUUCUGACGUCCCCUCAGUCCCACAGCAUGAUUUUUAUUAUCAUGAGGGGAUCCCACCCCCAGUGAAAGCCAGAAGAGCGAAGAAGAAUCAACAUCGAAAAAAGCAUUAA